Lasiosphaeria miniovina is the source of this 1725-nucleotide messenger RNA. RefSeq lists its product as uncharacterized. NCBI's taxonomy places the organism in Eukaryota, Fungi, Ascomycota, Sordariomycetes, Sordariales, Lasiosphaeriaceae. The transcript is spliced from 7 exons. Gene Ontology annotation, molecular function: ATP binding; ATP-dependent protein folding chaperone. The record is from RefSeq and is a predicted model, not a curated record. The coding region runs from base 1 to 1725 and encodes 574 amino acids.
AUGGAUUUCGACAAGCUCUCUAUUUUGGAGCGCAAGAUUAUCGUUGGAAUCGACUUUGGCACCACAUACUCGGGGGUAGCUUGGGCGGAAACGCAGCGUCCGGAUCGCCGAGUAGCCAUUACAUCCUGGCCAAUCUCCAAGACGAUCCGCGAGGGGGAGUCUUCAGACAAAGUCCCGAGUAAGCUCCGCUACUCGGGGAAGGACGUUGAAUGGGGAUUCUCGAUUCCCGUCACCGCCCCUACGGAAGAGGUGAUUGAGUGGUUUAAGCUUGGCCUCGACGGUUGCCUCGAUUCCAUCGGUGGCGAGCUAGGCAAAAAGGCGAGUGCAAAUAUUGGCGAUGUCGAUAAGGUCAUCACCGACUAUAUCUCAGCUCUCGGUGAUCACCUCAUGUACACGUUGCGUGAGAAGCUCGGCGAAGGUGUUGUGAAAAACACACCAUUGGAGCUUGUCGUUACCGUUCCGGCAAUCUGGAGUGAGCAGGCGAAAGAAAGAACAAAACAGGCAUGCCAGCGCGCACGCGGUCUCUCGCUAACCAAGUCCACUAUUCACCUCGUUUCGGAACCUGAGGCCGCUGCCAUGUAUGCUCUCCAGGGCCUGGAUCCCCAUAACCUCCUGAUUGGUGACAGCUUCGUGAUCUGCGAUGCCGGCGGUGGAACUGUUGAUCUCAUUACUUACACCAUCGUCAAUCUCAAACCAGCCCUAGAGGUUCGGGAGACCGCUCCCGGGACGGGUGCUCUCUGCGGUUCAACCUACAUCAACAUGAGGUUCAGAAACUUUCUUAAACGCAAGCUCGGGGGAGAGGAGGGGUUUGACGACGAAGUGCUGGCUGAGGCAAUGGAAAAGUUUGAGAAGACGAUUAAACGCCAAUACACACUGGGUGCCUCUCCAGACGAUACAUUCCCCAUUCCUGUUGGCGGAAUGGCAAACAACAGUGAACUGGGUAUCAAUCGAGGCCGCUUUGCGUUGAGGGGCAGGGAUAUACGCGAAAUUUUUGAACCUGUUAUAAGGGAAGUUAUCCAGCUUGUCAUGGACCAGAUCAGAACGAGCAAGGUCCCGAUCCGAGCCGUGUUGUUGGUUGGGGGCUUCGGCUCAUCCAACUACCUGAAGGAGCGAUUGCGCAAUGCCAUCGGCAAUAAUAUCCACAUCAUGCAACCGCCGAAUGCGUGGCUCGCUGUCGUGCAUGGUGCCGUUAUGAAAGGUCUUGCCUUAAGCAUGCCCGAGAAUAACAAGCUAGUCAGGGUUGGGAAACGCAAGGGUCGCAAACACUAUGGAACUGAGUGGCGCACCCAAUAUGACCCUCUUCUCCACGGCAACAUCAAGAAACACUGGUGCGGGCUAGACGGCUGCUACAAGGUCUACACGAUGGAGUGGUUCAUCAAGAGAGGAGACGACAUUUCGGAGAACGAGCCUUUCUUCACUUCGUUUGUGUGGACCGGCUCCGUGAGCCAGGGCAAGAUCCGCAAGAUCAAGAUGGAUAUCUACACCGACCGCACGGCCAGAGAUGCCCCCAUUGCGCGGGACGGAGAUGUGUCACUGCUUUGCCACGUUGAGGCCGACAUCAGCCACAUCCCCGAGAGCCAGUUCGCACGUCGCAAGGGUGUCGAUGGCCAAUUAUACUAUGAGCUUAGUUGCAAGAUCGAGGCAGUCUAUCUCUCCGCAUCCACCCAAUAUACUCUGCUAUUUAACGGCCAGAGAUACAAUUCUGUCACGACCGAGUACGUCUAG